CGCGCCCCUACAGGCUGCCUUACGUGCUUCAACCAGGAAAUCGUCAGGCCAGUUUGGUUUCAUGUUCAGACGGAGCAUAGCCAGGCACGCUGUGUCAGUGAGUGUGCUAAUGAACAAACAUGGUGCUAAACUUAACACGAGCACUACGCAACUUUAACCUUGAAAAUCGGGCUCAUGGGCUUAUUGGCAAGGAGAAGCCAAGGCCUGCACCCUCCCAUCCGAAAACAGAGGAUGCACUGAGGGCAACCAAAACACAUCACCCAGACAUUGAAGAUAAAAUCCGUAACAAAGAUAAUCUGCUUCUGACAAGGCUGAAAGAAGUUUAUGUUGACUCCAGUGACCCAUCUUCUGAGGUACAAACCAAAGAGAGUGCAUCUGCGCAAGAAGAGCUAAGACUUCCAAAACUCACUGUGAAUCGAGAGACCCUUAUGGAUCUGGAUGUAGAGAGUAUUCCUAAAGGAAAGAUUUCUGUGCUUGAGGCACUGACACUUCUCAACAACCAUAAAAAUUCUCCAGAAACCUGGACUGCUAAGAAAAUAUCAGAAGACUACCACUUAGACUCCAAGAAGACCCAGGCACUGCUGGAAUACUUUAUACCUUUCAACGUGAAAAUGAUUCCACCCAAAGACAAGAAGCAAAUUACAGACUCGUAGAACACCGGAACUUAAUAGCUGAAGGCAAUUAUUUAUAUUUAUUUGAGAACUCUGAUCUGAUGAAUAUUUUGUUUUCUUUAACUCUUCUUAUCUGUGAUUUCUUGCAUUAAAGUCUUUGUGGUAAUUGGAUAGUCUGUCCCAGUGUACUCACUUUACUGCAUUCCAUAAAAACUAGACUUCUUGCAUCCCUUCUUAUAUAUUUAAUCUUAUACCAUAUGACACAAACCAAUAGAGAGAUCAGUUAUGUACUUGCUUACCACUUUGUACGUUGGGUGCUCAAGCCCCACACCUUGAACUUCGGGAGCCAUACAUGGAACACACAGAAAAACAGGCUGGCACUUUCCAGGCCACAAACAGGAGUAAAGUCAAAGCAGCUCAGUUGAGUAAAAAACAUUCUAGUUUAUUUGUAUCAGUACAUAAUUGUAAAAAGAUUUAAACAUUUUGUGCCUCAGCAGCGAAAUUAAUCAUAGGCUUAUCUUAUACCAUCUCAAGACAUUUCCCAAUAUUGAUAUUCUGGUCAAUAUUUUUACGUAAAUUAUGGGACUUAAGUACCAUAAACUAACAAAUCAACAGAUUUUCAACUGUGUUCUGUAGAACAUGAGAGAUCAUCUGAAUUGUAAGUUAUCCUAUCCACUGAAUACUUAAUAAAAUUGCCUACAAGAGGUUCUGUUUGGCAGUACACCUGACUUUUACUCAACCAAAAAUUGUUUCCAAACCAGGAAUUCAAAAAUAAGCACCAACGUUGAGGCCACUGGGAGUAUUCUUCAGAAGCAGGCUUCAUGGCAUCUGGCAAAAUGCCUGUGGCCACUCAUAUUUUAUUUAGAACUGUUGUGUCCCCUUGCUUUAACCCUUUAGAUCUUAAUGCCCAUCUGUCACUCAGGGGCUUCAUUAUCUUAGCUAAUUCUUUACAGGUGCUCAUCUUCAAUGAGAAGAGACAAUACCGAGCACAAUUAUAGGAUAUCUCUGAGACAGGUGCCUUACUUUCAUUACUGCAAUAUUCAUUAUUAAUUAUAUUUAUUUCAUAUGACUGAAAAAGUUCUAAACUGUGGUGUAACAGGGUUUCUUAAAGAAUUUAUACACUUCUCCAUAUGCUACUGCUAAUGAAUUAUUAUAGAUGUUACAGGUAAUGGUGUUGUACCAUGUUAGCUAGUCAGAGUUAUCGAGUAAAAGUUUUGUAUGAAACAUUACAAAAGUUGUAUUACAAUGAUAUUUUAAUUGGCUAACUAUGAUUAACAGUAGCAUAUGGAUAUUCCUUAACCAUGUUUAAACAUGUCCCAGUUGGGCCUGUGCUAGUAAUUACAUUUUCAUUUCAGAAUGCACAAAAUGCAUGGUUUCAUUCAUCUCUUUGUAGAAUCAAAUCUUUGCCCAAACACCAUAGGCUUUACAGACGGAAAAAGAUCAAAGUGAAUGCAAGGGAUAUAUUUUAUUAAAAUAUGUUUUUCAAACACCUUGUUUUUUUCAAAUUAUACAGUAUCUUGGUAUUCUGCAGAUCAGGGUCCCAUAUAUAGAAAUAUCAGGCUUCAGGUUUCCUACAAUAACUAAAUGUGGACAAAUAGAAAAAAACUCCAGUCAACAUGACUGAUUCAGCCAGAGACUAACCCCUACCCCUUUGGUACAUGUAGCAAUGCCAUCUGUUGUCUCCUGCUGGGAACUUUUAGUGCUGUCACGUGCAGUGUGACUUUUAUAAAGCUGUUUAGGUACAUCUUCAAAUAUGCAACCUAAAAAAAUUGUAGUAUCAUUAUGUUUCAAGUUUCAAAAAAUGAGUUUAUUUUACAAUAUGAAUUUGCAUAUUGAUUGUCGCUAUUUGGAUAUGAUGUUUUCUGAAAUGGGGAAGUGCAAUAUAACCUUAUGAAUCAUUGUAAUUACAUAUAAGGUUAUGAAUGUUCCUUUUCUUUUGGAAGCAUUAGGUAAUAAAGCUCUUGUUUUUAAACAGAAA
Xenopus laevis (African clawed frog) is the source of this 2589-nucleotide messenger RNA. Its product is annotated as NADH dehydrogenase [ubiquinone] 1 alpha subcomplex assembly factor 4-like. The record is from RefSeq and is a predicted model, not a curated record. The transcript has 3 exons. The coding region runs from base 120 to 653 and encodes 177 amino acids. Lineage: Eukaryota; Metazoa; Chordata; Amphibia; Anura; Pipidae.